This is a messenger RNA of Cygnus olor (mute swan), 9311 nucleotides long. RefSeq names its product phosphoinositide-3-kinase regulatory subunit 1 (gene PIK3R1). Gene Ontology annotation, molecular function: GTPase activator activity; protein binding. Gene Ontology annotation, biological process: regulation of GTPase activity; signal transduction. The coding region runs from base 596 to 1525 and encodes 309 amino acids. The record is from RefSeq and is a predicted model, not a curated record. The transcript has 7 exons. NCBI's taxonomy places the organism in Eukaryota, Metazoa, Chordata, Aves, Anseriformes, Anatidae.
ACUGGGUCGGCGAGCGCGGCCGGGGGAAGAGGGGAACGGCUCGGCACGGCUCGGCACGGGACAGAACAGACGGGCUGCGGAGAGCGGAGCGACGCGGCGGCGGCUGCCCCGGAGAAGGGAGGGAGGCGCCGCCGCCGCCACUGCUGCUGCUGCUGCUGCUUCUGAGGAAGAGCAUGCAUGCAGAGUUCCGUGGCAGAAUAUUUAAGGUACGUGUGCAGUCUAUGGCAAGUUCAUUAGAAGAAGGUGUGACUGGCUACAACAAUCAGCUGAACUUGAGUAUGGAGACCCAGAAUUGUCAGCAAGCUCAGAAAAGGAACUAACUGGAAGAAUUCUGCUAGACAUAGAAGAAGUGGAACACAUUCUUCUGCAACAGACAUUGACUUAGAAUAAAUGCAUGAAUUAAAAACAUCAGUAGUGAAAUGGUAGAUCCUGGUGCUUUUUGAUUCUCUGGUGGAUUUUAUUACUUAGACAUUGCUAUUGACAUUUUUAUUAUCACAUUUAGUACAUCUUGAAUCUACCUGUACAUAAAAAUAACUGGACAAUUGCAUUUUGAUACUGUUUAGUAACACUUUUGAAUGUUAAACCGUUUGCCAAGAUGAGUGCUGAAGGAUAUCAAUACAGAGCUCUGUAUGACUACAAGAAAGAGCGAGAAGAAGACAUUGACUUGCACUUAGGAGAUAUAUUAACUGUGAAUAAAGGUACCUUACUAGCGCUUGGAUUCAGUGAAGGGGAAGAAGCCAAGCCUGAAGAGAUUGGUUGGUUAAAUGGCUUUAAUGAAACCACAGGGGAGAGGGGGGAUUUCCCAGGAACUUAUGUAGAAUACAUUGGAAGAAAAAAAAUAUCUCCCCCAACUCCAAAGCCUCGUCCUCCUCGACCCCUUCCUGUCGCACCAAGUCCUGCAAAAGCUGAAGCAGAGAAUGAGCAACAAGCUUUUUCGCUUCCAGAUCUUACAGAGCAGUUUUCACCUCCUGAUGUUGCUCCACCAAUCCUCAUCAAGAUAGUGGAGACAAUUGAAAAGAAAGGUCUGGAGUGCUCAACUUUGUAUGUAACACAAGGCUCAAGCAGCUCAGCAGAAUUAAGACAAAUUCUUGAAUGUGAUGCCUCUUCAUUGGAUUUAGAGACUUUCGAUGUACACACUUUAUCAGAUGCUCUCAAGAGAUAUCUCCUGGACCUGCCAAAUCCCAUCAUUCCAGCAGCUGUUUACAGUGACAUGAUUUCUGUAGCUCAAGAAGUCCAGAGCUCAGAGGAAUAUGCUCAGUUGCUGAAGAAACUCAUCAGAUCUCCAAAUAUACCUCCCCAAUAUUGGCUCACACUCCAAUAUUUGCUCAAACAUUUCCUCAGACUUUGUCAAGCCUCCAGCAAAAACCUCCUGAAUGCAAGGUCUCUAGCUGAAAUUUUCAGCCCUCUGCUUUUCAAAUUCCAGAUAGCAAGCUCUGAUAAUACUGAACACCAUAUAAAGAUCCUAGAGGUUUUAAUCACAAGUGAAUGGAAUGAGAGACAGCCUGUACCAGGUAAAAAUUCCUAAUUUUAAAAGUUUUACGGUGUUAUUUUCUUAAAUAUUAAAGUUUGUAUUUAAGGACAGUAAAUGUUCAUUGUUUUUCUUUUUAAUGAAACAAUGCAAAAGUAGAUAAUUACAGAACCAAGUUAUUUAUAUUUUCCAUAGUGAGGUGCAACAUUUGUUUUAUAAGAAACUGUCUUUUUUAUUAAAAUCAGUUUAGUAUCCAUGGUUUCUACAGCCUCAUGGUAUUCCUUUCUUUUUCGUUAAAAAAUAGGAAUUUUUUGUAAACCAAUAAAAUGCGUAUCAUACAGUGGUAGGGGUGGGAGGAGUAUAUUCUGAAGAUUUUAGUUAACUGCCACUCUACUCCCAGACAAAUUUUCUUGAACUACAAUACCACAUAGAGAUCAUCUGAAGAAAUUGAGAUUUUCCUCUUUAUUUACGUAUAUUUAUUAUUUUAAUCCAGAGACUCAAAAGAUUUAUUAAUCAGUAUCAAUAAACUGUGCAGAAAAUAUUAAAACCCCAUUCAAGAAAAUUAGAUUACACUUAUUUUGAUUCUGUGAGUUAGCAUCUAAUUUAGUUAACGAACAGUAAAACACACCUCUAACUUAUGCAAAAAUCCCUGUUUUUAAAUCAAAUAUUUGGUAGGAGGAAGGCAGAGUUGCUUACUGUGUGAAAAGGAAAUUAUUAAUGCAGGGGGACUUUGUAUGUUAGCUUGAGGUAAUUCCUUUUAUAGCUUAUUAACAAAGAAUAUCUAAGCAAAGGAUGGGGCCAUAGUGAAUAGAACCCUGGGCAUGUUAUAGCUCUCCCACCUCUAUUGACAGUACAAGGUAAAGUUCAUGGCAGUAAGAUUUGUAGGGCUGCUUAUGUUUUGAAGAGCUAGAACACAGCAGCAGAAAAACAGUAACAACAACAACAAAAAAAAGCAUUAUCACUAGUAUUUCUGGUAGGUUCAUUUUAUAAGCCCCUUCAUCAACUAAUGAAGGUUAAUUUUAAGUGGCUAAAACAAAGAUUUCUGUUCCUACUGCUGUGAUUGAAAGGUUUUUCCAACCUUCCUAGCUCUGUUAGUUAGGAACCUUCGCCUAACAGUUAGUGUACAUGUAUUUUCAGCUAAUUUAUAGUUCCUUGGUUUUCUUCAAUUUUCUAAAAAUAGUUAAGGAGGCAUUUCUAGAAAUGCAGUGUAUUUCCCUUCCUAAUGUUUCAUAACAACCAGCAGAGUCCAAACUUUUAACUACUUGUCUUACCUUAUUAAGCAGCAAAUAACUGCUUAUCGUUAAAGAAUGAGUGUAUCUUUGCCGUGUGUUACAAGCCUUAAAAAGCAAAAUACACUGUUGAAACCUCUAUAUUCUACAGAGUUUGAUAACAGCAUUUUUUUUGAAAUGAUGUGUUUGCAAAUGCUUUAGGAUAUGUAAAUUUACAUGGCUUGAGGCACUGGUUGGGUGGGGCAUUACAAAGAUGGGGUCAAUAGUGAGAGUUUCUUAAGUUGCUCUUAAGAGAUCACUUAGUUGCAUAUAGCUCUGAGUUGCUUCCUAUGAGGAAAAUAUAAAAGUGAAAGGUGUUGAUGUUAGAACUACUAAUGAGGACACGAAGUGUAGUCAUCCUGAGAGUAUCGUUAGAGUACUUGAAGAAAUGUGGCUGUAUCAAUCAGAUUUAUAGGGUUUGACAUUUCAUUAACCAUUAAAAUCAUGACACUGCAUUAAUCAUUAAAAGCAAAUAUUUGUAUUUAAUAUUUCAUCUGAAUUAAUUAAUGUUUUGUAAUACAAUUGUCUAUUUUGAGGGUCCUUCUGGGAUUUUUUUAUAUGAUCUGUUAAAAAAAUAGAUCUCCUUAUGCGUGUGUUUCACAGUCCAUCCCUGGCAAUGGAAUGUUUUUAGUAGAACAUUUGCAUAUAUAUAAAUACACUGAAAAAAAAUGACAAAUUUUCAAACUUUGUGGUUAGCUAGUCUCUGCUCUUAGACCUCUGAAGUGCUCGAAUACUUUUCAAAACUUGAAUCUUUAUAGAAUGCUACAUAAGUCUACAGUAUUAUGACACAAGCCUGUGUUCAACACCUUAAUUGUUCAGUGACCUGAUCAUCUGAAAUGCUCUGUUUUUUAUAGUUCUUAUAGAGGAUUAUAAGAUGUAUUUUUCAAAAUUAUCAGCUUCAAGAUUAUUGACUGCAGCGUCUUGAAUUUCCAUUUAGAGACAUUGUAAUAAACAAAGAUGCUUAGGAAAGAGAUUUUUUUUUCAUGUAAGUGUUCUGAGAAUGACGAUCUGUAAUAGAAUUUGAGAAAUACAGAAGUUAAGAGGUUUUAAACAGAAACAAUCUUGUUGAAAAUGGUGUAAUGACGAUUGGGCAAUUACAGGUAAACCGAUGUAGCCAGGUUUCUUUUAUUUUUCACAGACUGAAGUGAUAGCAUGCUCCUUUAUUUUUUCUUUUUCUUUUUUCUUUUCUUUUUUCUUUUUCUUCCUGUUAUUCUUAGGCCUGCAUGAAAACAUUCAGUCUAAAAUGAAUUGUGCAUGAAGUUCUAGUGGUGUCUUAAGCAGUGAAUAGGUACAUUAUAUGCGAGGCUGGAGAUGUCUGAAUAGGGAAGAGACUUCUGCACAGCUGCGGGCCUUUUUCUUAUCACAUCACUCACUUAUUAUCCUUCUUGCCUCAACACAAUAGAAAGUAUGUAGAUUGGACCAGCAUCUUAAAUUGGACAUCUUAUGGUUACUAACGUGGUGCUAUGCACACCAUAGCACAAAAGCAGGAGUUAAUGUUAGGCCAUUAUUUGAUUUUUAUUUUUUUUUCUAUUGGACAAAGCUGGACUGAUUUUUUUUUUUUUGUUGUUCCCUGUCACAAUGUUCAUCACAAACUCUGUAUUUUUUUUUUGUGAAUUACAAUAACAUUAAGCACUCUGCAAAAGUUAAAACACCAAAGUUAAAAUACAUGCCAUUAUUAUGUGUGCAGUAUAUGAAGACAUGGUAGAGUUGCAGGCAUGGCAUGCUGACCAUCCAGUGCCCGGAUGGUCAGCUAGCCAGCCAGCUACCCUCUGGUUCGCAGAGACAGGUAGGUUGAUGGGAGAUGAGCUGGGGGUUCUGGGGGAGAACAUGAUGGGUGAUCAGGGUCACGCUGGGGUGGAGGGAUGCUGAGGAAUCUGCAGUGGCUGUUAGGAGCUGCGUGCUGUCUGGUACACAUGAAUUAGAGCCGGUAAUGGCCUGCAUGCCUACUGACCUCGAGCUGCUUUGUUCAGACUGCCUGUCCCCUUUUAUUGCUGUAAAAUACUGCAGGUUUUAAGCGUGAAGAAGUAGGUUUUACUACUUGCUGUGUCACAGGUAAGAGGUGAGGUAAUGAGACCACCUAACGGCUCACUUGCUGGGGACUGAGAUGCAAUCCUGGCAGCACUGCCAAAAAGCUGGCACUUUGCUUUCAGAUAAACAAAAUACCAGCAAGCUUGGCAGCACAAUAACCAGAGCAGGGGAGUAUCAAGGCUGGUCCUGCUCCUCUGGAAUUUUGUCUCAAAGCUGCCCUGGCCCGUGGUGGUCAGGCUUAGUCCAUGGUCUUGUCUGUAGCAUCUCGGGGCUCAGUGGAGGAGGAUGUGCAAAUGCUAUCUAUUGCCAGAACCUUUCUUCAUCAUGUCAGGACUUCUCUGCAUCAUACCACAGGCUUGGCUGAGCUGUUGGCAGUGCAGAGUGUGUUUUGGAGUGUGUGCAAGGCAGUCCAUCCAUGGGAGAACUGAUUUCACACUGGCUAUUGCGCAUUGGCUCCUCACCCGGCAGAGGGCUCCCCUUCUAAGCUAAUAAAAGUCAAGCUUCAUACUUGGUCUAGAGGACAGCAAAAUGUAUCGUUAAUUGUCAGCCCUAGCUAUUCUGAAUUCUUGCUUUAGACUCUGACAGUGGGGCAUACGCUAAAUUUCUCACUACCAAGUUGAAAGUAUUUGCUUAAAUGUGUGGGAUAAUCAGAAUUGUUUACGUAUUAAUACGUGUGCACAUGUAUAUUUGUACGUAAGUACAUACAGAGUUGUGGAAUCUGAUCAGUUCUCCUUCUGCUUCAUACAUUAUUUUGUAGAAACAAAUUUCUUUACUGAUAGAACAACACUGCUUAAGAGUGCAAAAAGUAGUACGCUGCUGCCUUUCUGCAAAUGCAAAUCGAUACAUUCAAUGGGUACCGUUCAAGUUGCUGAAAUUUAAAUGUAGAUAAAAGUUAAGGUGGUGCAAUUAUGUGAAAAUGCAGGUGUGUGGAUGUCGGGAUCUAAUUUUUUUUGACAAAACACAUGAUUCUUUCUGCAGGAUGAUUAGGCACUCAUUUUUGCACAAGGCACUGGGAUAAAAAAAAAAGAAAUGGACUUAGGAACAAAGUCUUAUCUUUCAUCUCUGCCUGUGUAACUGUGUGUUUUGAAAUGAUAACCAAUUAAGUGACCCCGGCUUUGGGAUGUCUUAUCUUCUUUGAGAAUAUGCAUCUGUGCUGCGGUCCUAUAAACCAAAAAAAAAAAUGUUAUUAAGCCCAUCUGUAGCUUUUAACAGUAAAUAGGAGGUGUAUCAGUUACUGUCAGAAGUUAGAUUUUACCUCUUCUCUUGCUGCGUGCUGUCAUGAGUUCAGAAACACAGGUUACUGUCUCUAUUUGAAGUAGGCUAUACGUAUACGACUGUGCUACUUUAAAUUAUAUAUAGACCUGACAAUUGUUCAGGUAGGCAAAGGCUAAGACUAGAAAAGUGAGGGAUUUCUAUUAGGUGAAGCUAAUCCAUCAAUGGCAAAACAUCAAAAUUGUACUGAAGAUAUUUGGGAUUUCAUUGUGAACUACAAGUGGCUUUCGGUAGGUGUGGUAUUUUGUAGCGUGUGGGGAUUUUGCUAGGUGGAGUGUUUGGGGGUGAAACUUCAGUGCUGUUUGACUGCCAUAAGGAGCAUGAGCUGAGCUCAAGGACCGCUGGUACCAGCAGUGCUCACUGUUACCAACAAGUGGGAAGAAAAUAUUAAUCCCCUUCACUCCUUUCUCUGAAUUUGUGGUCUUGUAGUCUGCUUGUCCUUUCACUUUGGAUUUAUUUCCUUGUAAAACUAUAGCUGGCAAAGAAAUUAACUUCUGUAGGCAAAGGGAAGCAGUCUUUUGCUGUUCCAUUCCUUUAGCAAGUCAGAUUUAAGGCAAAGAAAAUAUAUUUCACCUAGGCUGCUUCCUCCCUAGACAGUCACUUUUCCCACCUGCCUGUGGGAAAUGAACAAACCUGACGUACUGGCAAACACCGUGAAUAUGGGCAGGUAUUUUCUCUACUAUUUUCAGUUUUCAGGAUAUGGGUAAAAUGCUUCAUGGCCUCAUUCUAGGGGUCUUCAAGCAACACAUGUAUUUGUGAUCCAGUGUAGGAGGUGAUGCUGUAUUUGCAAGCAGGCUAUUUUGCUUGCACAGGGCUGAUCUGAGAGAUGCAGCUCUUUUCAAGGAAGAUUUUGAAUCUCUCUUCUUUUUUUUUUUCUGCAGAAGGUUAGCCACUUCCUGUAUUUAGCUGUUCUUGGUGCUUUUCUUGACUUUAAAAGUGUAUUCACCAGCCACUUACACAGAAUAUUUUAAGGCCGCUUACAAUGGUCUUCUCAUUUACUUAGCUAAAAUGAGAAAGUUAGCCUUGCAUUGGCCAUUUGUUGGCUGUUGACAACUUUUACUUUGAAUCUGGCUCCCCCUCCCCCACUAGAAAUCCCUGGCUCAGCAAAUAUUUGAACCUGCCCAAGUUAAUCAUGAAACUGAGAUCUUUAUCUCUGAGAGACGUGCAAGCUACCGAGGGUGUUUUGUUUUUUUUUUUUUUUUUUUUUACAGUACUAAAGUCAGGUUCACUUUUUAAUGAUGAACCAGAGUAAGUGGAUACCUUCUGCACAGCACAGAGCUGUAAGCAGUUAAGAAGAGAGAGAAGGCUGGGGUUUUCUCAUUACACAUUGCAGCUUUUUAGAGAUUUUUGUGGAACGUUGGUUGGAAAGCAGAGUCUUCUUUUUUCAGAAUUAUCUUUUGUUUAGUUGUUUCAGAGAAGCUUCCUAGUAAAAGAAGGUUUUUUUGUUUUGUUUUGUUUUUGUUUCUUAAAGAUUUUUAUAAGAGGAAGCCAAUUAAUUUUUUAGGUUAUUGGAUUGUGUUUUCAGGCUGUAUUACAAGGGCGAGCGUUUGCGAUGCAUAAUGUACAAAGUAAGUGAUUUUGAAUUUCUCUUGAGUUUCUUUGUGUUUUCUUCGUCACCUUGUGGAGGUAUUUCACUAUAACCAAUUACCAGGUAGAGAUUUCACGGUCUUAAAAUAGGUGAGUGAAGGUCAAGUGCCUGCAGAUUACUCAGGGAGUGGGGAAUUGCCUAUCUGCCGCCUGUCUUUUCCUGCCCGCAAGCUAGGCUAGUCCGCACUGAGCACUAACCUGGUUAUACGAGCACGGGCAACCCAGAACUCAGCCACCACUGAAACCCAGGAGAAGUAAUUUCUCCUGAAAGACCUUAUUCAACAGAAUAAAAAAAAUCUUACCGAUCCCACAUUAGACCUAAAUGCAGCAAUAUAGUCUUGGUAGGAAAUCUUUAUAACCUAAUUUAAAUAAUUACCUUGGCAACUCAACUGUUUAGGUAGCAGGUGGGCUAAACCUCCAAGCUCAGUGUUUGGACUUGUGUCUGGGAUGAGUUCAAGUAUCCUGUUUCAUUUUGGAAAUGGAAGGAAUCUUUGGAGCAUGUCUACCUAAACAGGGAGGGGAGUCUAUUUCAAAAUGAAUUUCAGCUUGUUAAUAUAGAGAGCAAACUAGCGUGUAUUUUUUUGUUAACUGUUGGUUCUCCAGACAUGUUCAUAUAUGUUAGUGCUCGUCUAAUGGGGUGAGCUGGUGAGUAGCACAGAGAGGGUAGAUACGUGUGAAAUAUUUGGGAUGGGUAUAAACUGUGUUAAUUUUUUAAUGGGUGUUUGUGAGAUAGAGCACACUUCAGCUGCAUCAGGAUUCCUCCUGAUGUAGGCACAGAUAGUUGCUACAGUUACUCUUUGUUGUGGUUAUUUUUGGUAUCUGGUUUUCUGCCCCCAUAGAUUAUAGUGAGUAUAAAGCAUUUAGAUUGCUUUACAUAGCAUUCUGCUCUGGAAUCAAUAGUCUGUUCUGUGCAUGCUUCUUCCAAGAGGUCUGAGAGCGGUGCUGCCAGUGAUGGGGGGGCUUAGAGAGACGGUUUCCGAAUAGUACAAGUAUGCUGGUGGCAUAAAGUCAAGUUCAGAAGAAGACACUGACAAGGACUGUUGUUUUUAAAGACAAUUAACUUGAUAAAUAUCUUGAUGAGAGCAGGGUAGAGAAACAGUGUGAAAAGGCAGACUAAAUCUCAUGUCCUGACAGACUGGCUUUUUAUGUUCAGCAAAAUCAUUUUUCAAGAUCUUGCUCAGUUUUGACUUUCUUGCAUGGUGCAGGAAAGUCUGAUGAAUGUAAGACUACAAUAUUUGAUUUUUAGAUUUCAAAAUGAGUUAAUCCAGAUCAAUUGGAAUUGUAUUUUAUUACAGAAUGAAACAGGGGGGUGGCAUCUCUGCAGUAAGCACAAUUUAUAUAAUAAUAUUAGGUAUAUCAGAUCUGUGUGCAUAUUAAAAUAUAGAAAUCUGUACCAUUUAAAAACCUAAUCCAUAUUUCAUUAUGUAGAUAAAUAAUGUAUGUAUGUAAUGUAUGUAGCCUAAGUAUGUAUGUGUGUAAUGGGUAUAUAAUGGCUAUGCUCUUUUUCUCUUCUGCAUCUUUAACAUGCACACAAGCCUUUUAAAGCUUUUUCAGUGGUAAACUACAUGCAUCUGAGUAGGAGAAUGAAUCUGAGAAGUGACCUACCUCUCUGCAAAGGGAGCUGCACUGUGUGUGAGCAUGCAUGUGUUGUGUGUGCGUGUGUGUAAGAGCUACGUGCUGCAGCAUAU